Ordospora colligata OC4 is the source of this 1389-nucleotide messenger RNA. Its product is annotated as ATP-dependent RNA helicase. Gene Ontology annotation, molecular function: ATP binding; nucleic acid binding. Bases 1 to 1389 code for a protein of 462 amino acids. Gene Ontology annotation, biological process: rRNA processing. Gene Ontology annotation, cellular component: nucleolus. The transcript has a single exon. The record is from RefSeq and is a predicted model, not a curated record. NCBI's taxonomy places the organism in Eukaryota, Fungi, Microsporidia, Ordosporidae.
AUGGGUGGCAAAGAAGGAAAAAUCAAGGGCGGGUCGUUUAAAACCAUGAAUCUUGAUUACAGGCUGCUGCGCAACAUUUUCCACGAGAAUCCCACGCCUAUACAGAGGAAGACAAUUCCAAUGAUUCUUGAGAAGAGAAGCUUGAUGGGUAUAGGACGGACGGGAAGUGGAAAGACUUUGUGUUAUUUGAUUCCUGCAAUACAACGAGCUAUUGAUGGAGAAAAGACACUUGUGGUUGUGCCCACGAAGGAGCUCUUAGAGCAGGUGAGUAAAGCAAUGAAGAAGUUGGCAAGAGGAGUGAUGGAAGCGGAUCAGAUGAUUGAGAUAAGCACACCAGGAAGUAUUGAGAAUGUGGAUGUUAAUAUGCUCGUUGUGGACGAAAUAGACAGGAUUCUGGAGGAGCCGAAUCUUAGGAGAGUAUUUGUGGAUUUAAAUGAAAGGCUAAUGUGCCAGAAAGCCUUUUUUAGUGCAACGCUUCCAAAUCAUGCAUUGGAUAUAAAAAUAGUUGAAAUAGAGACGAAGAUCAACGAUACAAUCAAGCACAUGUUUUUCUAUGUGUCCAGUGAGAGUAAGGAAGCAGCAUUACUGAACGUUCUUGACAAGUUUAAAAAGACUGUGGUGUUUGUAUCAACAAAGUAUGGGGUUGAACUACUUCUUGAGAUUCUGAACAAGAAUGGAUUUGAGUCCCGAGGGAUAUACUCGUCUAUGGAUGACGAGGCAAGAGCAAUUAACUUUCGCAAAUUCAAUACAUCACGAUCUGGGGUUCUUGUUGUUACUGAUGUGGCUGCAAGAGGACUGGACAUUCCUCUACUUGAUACCGUAGUGAACUACGACCUGUGUGAUGAAAGAACGUUUUUACACAGAGUUGGACGUGUACGAGGACUUGGGGUGCAGUACAGUUUUGUUACAUACACUGAUAUUUUUCACUUCUUCAACAUACAAGAGACGUAUCUUCCAGACGUGGAGAUAGGUACGAUUCCACAAGAGCAUCUUGAUGGAUAUACUCUUGAUGGGUUUGAAGAUCUGAGGGCAUCAGCAUCCAAAGGAUAUCAGAAGUGCCUUGAGUUCCGUAGGAAAGUGAGUGUUCCAGUGGAAUAUAAAGACAAGAUCAUGCAAUUCAAGACUCAUUCGGUCUUUGAACACAAGGAGAUGCUUGUGGAUCAACUGAAAAAGAUGUAUGGGGAAAAGAAGAAGGAGAGGCGUGAGAACAAAGUGGUGGAAAACAAGGAAUAUAGAGACCAGACAUUUAUUCCGUAUGGUAGGAGGGAUACACGAAUACAUACGUCUGCUUUUGGGGUUGCCAAGGAUGAUUACAUUAUUGAGAGGAAAGAGAAGUAUUCAUUUUCAAUGGCAAGAAAAAGAUUCAAGCAUAAAAAGCAAGAAAAAUAA